AUGAAAAAUCAAAUUAAUUUUCAAAAAUGGUUGAUUAUUUUAACAAUUAUUUCCGGUCUCACUAGAGUUAGAAGUCAGCUGGAAGAUAUGUCAAAUGUUGGAAAUAUUGUUCUCACACAAGAUCCACGAGACCAGGAUCCAUUCUAUCAACAUAUGUAUGCAAGAGCUGAAGGUAUGCCAUUAGCAGCAGUAAAUUCAUUGGUACACAACGUAAAGCAUCAAUCGGAAGGAAACUUCAAGAUAUGGGAUCAGUUGCCUUCUGCUAGAUUGCGUGGAUAUUCGACAACUACAAAAGAUCCAAAAAUCAAAACAACAACUCCUCCAUGGGUACGAGGUAGGCACCGACCACGACAUGGAGGACACGAUAAAGCUCCUUGGAAUCAAAACGAUCCAGCUCACAGCGAUCAUGAUCAUGGAGUGGAUUAUGAUGAACAAACCACUCCUCCUCCACCAAGGCACCGAGGAAGACGACCUACUGGUGGCCGAGGCAGACGACCUCCAACUCCUCAGGCGCCCGUCCGUGUGCCAAUGGGAAAACACGAGGAUCUUGUAGAAAAUGGUGAUGGCGGCGGGGGAUUUGUUGCUGGAGAUGAGGGCACAAGGCAUGCGGUGGUUGACUCAGAAGGAACAAAACAUGGUGCACCCGACACAGAAGGUACCCGUCACGAUGCACCAGAUUUAGAAGGAACUGAAAAUUCGGAAGGUGUUAAAGUAACAACGAAAACACGUUCUGGAAGAGAUGGAGGAGGGUUAUUUGCUUCAUCGGAUGGUGAAGGCACUAAAGUGCAACCUGGAGCAGGCGGUGGUGACGGUGAAGGUACAAAAGCUGGUGAAAUCGAUUUGGCAGAACUGAAAAAGGGUGGUGGUAUUCAUAGAAUAAGAACAGAAGGAAAAGGAAAAACAACCGGUCAAGAUAAGACUGAUGAGGAUGAAGAUGAGGAUGAUGACGGUGCGAAGCAUGGUAAAAAGUCAAAAUCAAAAAAGAAAAAAGGAAAGAAAAAUGACGAUGACGAAGAUGAUCACAAAAAAGGAAAGAAGGGAAAGAAAGGGAAAAAAGGAAAAAAGAAGAAUAAGGAUGAUGAUGAAGAUGAAGAUGAGGACGAUGAUGAGGAUAAUGGAGAUUUGGAAAGAGUUGAUGGAAUUGUAAAAAUACCAAAAGCAAUUGAUGGAAAUACAGAUGAUCAUGAAGAAGAUUAUGAAGAUGAAGAUGAAGAGGAAGAAGAUGAUAAUGAGGAUGAUGAGAAUUCAAGGAAGAAAAAGAAAGGAAGAAAGAAUGGUCGAAAAAAGAAUAAUGAAGAUGAAGAGGAAGACGAUAAUGAUGAAGAUGAUGAUGGAAAUAAUGAAGAGAAUGGAUAUAAAAAGAAACAAAAAAGGAAGAAAAUCAAUUGUCCACCACCACAAAGAGAACAUUAUCAACCACCACAACCACUUCCACAGAACUAUAAUAUUCCACCCGAUCAAGUACCAUAUCCCCAUCCAGAUGCAUAUGGCUACACGUUUCCAACAGUUACUACAACAACCACAAUGCCUCCAUCAUACCCGUAUUAUCCCGGAAAAAUAGGAGAUGAUUAUCAUAACUUUGAGAGUAUGGAUUGUAAGCAAGAACGGGAGAACUACGAAGAAAAUGAAGAUGGAGAUGAUUACUCGGAAGAGAAAAAACAAAAGAAAAAGAAGAAAAAAUCAAAGAAAAAUAACAAAAGAAAAGGAAAGAAGAAGAGCAAAAAAGGAAAGAAAGGAAGAAAAAAUCAUUUGAGUUUAGACUUCCUUACGUCGAAAGAGAAAAUCGAUCAGGGUAAGAGAAAUCGAGGGCAGAUUCUUGAUGAAUUACAUGCUGGUCAAGAUUUGAAGAAACUUCAAAAGUCUUCCAAAUCAGGAGAAUCAGGUGUUGAUUGUGCAACUGCAGUCGACGAGUUCCCCAUGAAAUGUGGUGCUUGGAAAUCUGCAGGAUUCUGUGAUACAAAUCAAGCAACACAAUUUUUAUGGUGUCGUAAAACCUGUCUCUGCUCAUCGACAAUCAGCACAACAACGAGUUCGUCAAAUACCGAAGAAUAGCUGAAACUGCCAUAUAAUGAUU
This is a messenger RNA of Caenorhabditis elegans, 2074 nucleotides long. RefSeq names its product ShKT domain-containing protein (gene C17G10.6). The transcript has 9 exons. The coding region runs from base 1 to 2052 and encodes 683 amino acids. The record is from RefSeq and is marked reviewed. Lineage: Eukaryota; Metazoa; Nematoda; Chromadorea; Rhabditida; Rhabditidae.